AGUGUUGUAGCCUUGCCCAGCUGUAACAUCCAGUUAUGCAGCUGGUCAUCCAGCUACCAGCUGUUUCAAAACAUAGCUUGAUAUGGUCAAACCAUGUCAAGCUGGGAGCUGGUCUGAACUGGGUAACCAGCUACCAGCAUGUAGACAUGCUGAAUUGGUUUUACCGUGCAUUGCGCGGAAAUGUAUAGUAGUAUCCACGAAAAAUACACCAUAUCAAUUUAAAAGUACUCUGCAAUCCAACCCCGCUUCCAAAUGGUUUUGUCUCAAUCAAUCAAUCAAUCAACUUCGCAUCUUCCGACAUUCAGAAUACAACUUGUCAUGAAAAGCACCGCAUCCCCAGCCCCAGUUCGGUUACGGUGAAUGAUAUGAUCAGACAGUUGGGCAGCCGUCGGAUAUGUUGACUCAUUCCCUAAAGAAGGUCUGGCUGGCAUAUGACCUUCGGACCUUGGGCGCAGCUGUCUCCAUGGUGCCCAUGCCCGCAAAGGUGGGCAGGGUCAUUAUACGUGAACGACUCCACACAGUCAGCAAGGUGUGGCUGGCGGGCGGCCUUCGCGCCUUGGGCACGGCCGUCUCAAUGUCGCCCAUUCCUGCGACGGUGGCCGGCGUCACGGCUCACAAAAUAAGCAAGAAGGUGACACUAUACGUGAACGACUCCCCCGCCGCCCGCGUGCCUCUGCAGGGGGGCGGAGACAGGCCUCUGCUGCUGCUCUUCCCCUGGCUGGGGUCCCGCCCGCAAGCCCUGAGCAAGUACUGCGAGAUGUACUUCCGGGUAGGGCUGGACGUGCUGAUCGUGGAGAGCGAGCUCAGCCAGUUCCUGUGGCCCCGCUGGGGGCAGGAAUACGGGGCCCAGGUCCUGGACCUGCUGCACGAGGACAGGUUCGUCACCCGCCCGCUGAUGGUGCACGCCUUUUCCAUUGGCGGCUACAUGAUAGCGCAGAUGCUAAUGCUCAUGGCGCGGGACCCCGAGCGCUACCGGGGCCUGAUGGAGCGGGUCCAGGGUCAGGUCUACGAUAGCCUUGUGGACGGGUCACUGGAGCGCAUCGCCGUCGGGCUCGGAAAGAGCAUGUUCCCCAACUUUGAAGGCCUGGUGACGUGGCUAAGCCUGCUGUACUUCCGCGUGUCGAAGAAGCACACCCUUGACCUAUUACACGGUGCCGUCGAGAAGUUCUGGGACAACCCCAUCACUGCGCCAUCCCUGUUCUUCUACUCCGAGGACGACCCUCUGUGCGACUACAGGCAGCUGGAGGAACUCAUGGAGCUGUGGCAGAAGCGUGGCACGCCCGUGCAGAGCAGGAAGUGGAUACGGUCCCUGCACGCCGGUCACCUGCGCCAGCACCCACAGGAGUACCUGUCCACUCUGGAACACUUCCUGUGCUCCCUCAACCUCAUCCCCCCCAAAGCCAAAAUGUGAAGGCCCCCACCGCCAACCCAAGGAACACUUCCUGUGCGCCCUCAACCUCAUCCACUUCAUAGCCAAAAUGUUAAGCCUCCACUGCCAACCAAAGGAACACUUCCCAUGCACCCUCAAUCUCAUCCAUCUCAUAGCCAAAAUGUGAAACCCCCACUCGCCUACCCACAGAACAAUUCCUGUGCGCCCUCAAACUCAUCCAUCUCAUAGCCAAAAUGAAGUCUCCACUCACCCAUCCACAAAAUCAGAAGGGACAAUGGUUUACAUUUCUGUUAUGUCUUUCAUCGCACAAUCAGAAGCACUUCACAGUGCUUCCACACUGGAGGAUACAGGUGUUUUGCUCACUUAGAGUUGGGUCAAAAUCAUAGACUGCACUACCAGUUAGGUACUUUAUUUAACAUUUGUUUAAACUAUCUAAAAUGUCUGCAAGAGGACUGAAGUACAUCCUUCUGAGUAACUUGAUCAAUGGUGCCAGACCAGGCCAAUUACACACCAGCGAGUGAAUGGUAACUGGUAAAUGGACUGCAUUUAUAUCUCGCUUUUAUCCAAAGCGCUUUACAAUUACUGCCUCUCAUUCACCCAUUCACACACACACUCACACACCUACGAUGAUGGGCUGCCAUGCCAGGCACCGACCAGCUCAUCGGAAGUUAUUGGGGUUUAGGUAUCCAUGCUAACCUACUGUAGAAACAAUGUAAAUUGUGAAUGCAUACAGAUAAACAUGAAACAAAAACAAGUGUUAAAAUGGCAAAACUUGAAUUCAUUUCCUGCACGUUGUUGACAGUUUUAAAACUUUAAAACUUUUAAAGUUGUAUUGUGUUCUGAAUAAAAUUCCUCUUUGAUUUGA
Messenger RNA from Conger conger (European conger), 2255 nucleotides. RefSeq names its product transmembrane protein 53-A-like. The record is from RefSeq and is a predicted model, not a curated record. Bases 395 to 1411 code for a protein of 338 amino acids. The transcript is spliced from 5 exons. NCBI's taxonomy places the organism in Eukaryota, Metazoa, Chordata, Actinopteri, Anguilliformes, Congridae. Gene Ontology annotation, molecular function: serine hydrolase activity.